Molecule: messenger RNA, 826 nt
Organism: Gigantopelta aegis
Lineage: Eukaryota; Metazoa; Mollusca; Gastropoda; Neomphalida; Peltospiridae
Product: ceramide-1-phosphate transfer protein-like
Exons: 3
Coding region: 36-683 (215 amino acids)
Biological process (GO): ceramide transport; intermembrane lipid transfer
Cellular component (GO): membrane; cytoplasm; cytosol
Molecular function (GO): ceramide 1-phosphate transfer activity; ceramide 1-phosphate binding
Source: RefSeq, a predicted model, not a curated record
UGGAUAACCAGUUACUAUUUGUGCCUGACUGUGUCAUGUCUAAGUUUGAUACCAAAGAGAAGCAUGAUUUUGAUUUGGAAGUCGUCCUCGACGCUUUUCGACGUUGUCACGCGGACGACAACACGCUGUUGAUGUCGGAGUACCUGCGGGCGUACACGGAACUCUGCAGAUUCUUUAAGUUGAUGGGAACACUGUUUGGUUUCGUGGCGAGGGACAUUGAAGACAAAGUGCAAAUACUCUCCGCUCACUGCAGUUCAGACGUGGGAGACAAAUACAACACGAUCCAGUCCAUGAUAGCCUUCGAGGUCGAGAAUGACAUCACCCAGAGGAAGCGACCUUUGGCAUCGGGGUCAAGGACGUUGCUUAGACUUCACAGGGCCUUGGAAUUUAUCAUGGCGUUCAUGGACCGGAUCCGACUGAGCGACGAGAAUGAGAAAGCGUCAUCCAUCGCCUCGGAAGUGUACACACAGACGCUGGCCAAACACCAUCCUUGGAUAGUACAGAAGAUUUCAUUGGUUGCCAUGUACAUGCUGCCUUCCAAGAAGACGUUCAUUGAUGUGAUGUGCAAACAUGACUACGCAAAUGUCAUGACGAUGCUCAGUGACGUCAUAUGUGAGGGAAAACCUAUUUAUGACAUAACUCAAGAACUGUAUGAAAAGAAUGGUUUGCUAGAUUUGCCGUGAGUUGGGGUUUUUAAAGCUUUUUUUUUUCAUCGUCAUGGCAACCAGAAAUGUUUCAUUAUGACGCAGUAUCUAUUGUCAUAAUCACCACGGUCUCCACACAUCUUCAGCUUUAACGACCGGAGACGAAGAAAACAGUUCCCGUG